This is a messenger RNA of Zeugodacus cucurbitae (melon fly), 1686 nucleotides long. It is a transcript of the gene sordd1, whose product is annotated as E3 ubiquitin-protein ligase RNF185. Lineage: Eukaryota; Metazoa; Arthropoda; Insecta; Diptera; Tephritidae. Gene Ontology annotation, biological process: ubiquitin-dependent protein catabolic process. The coding region runs from base 257 to 1090 and encodes 277 amino acids. The transcript is spliced from 4 exons. Gene Ontology annotation, molecular function: ubiquitin protein ligase activity; metal ion binding; ubiquitin-like protein conjugating enzyme binding. Gene Ontology annotation, cellular component: endoplasmic reticulum. The record is from RefSeq and is a predicted model, not a curated record.
AAGUAUGCCGCAAUAAAGUGUAAACUGGUUUCGCUGAGAAAACCGAAACAAUAUAUUUGCGGAAAGUGAAAUCAGAACUUGUUUACUCAAAAGAUUUUUCAGGCCGCAUAUUCAUAUGGUUUCUUGUCAUAAGUCCAAUGUUCAUACAGCGUUGUGCACGCGUGUGUAAUUCUUUUAAGCCUACUAGCCAAACCUUUUAGUGGUGGCAACUAAAUAGUUUAUUUGGCAGAUUUUGAAACACCAAAAAUCGUUCGGCAUGUCAACAACGCACGCUCCGUCGGCGCCGGAAUUGCCCACAACAUCGCAUGGUGCAGCGACAGCACCGUCUGAUGAACCAAUGGGCGAAUGGACAUAUUUCGAUAACACAACAAGCGAUGGCACAGAGAAAACUGAGACAUCGGCAAAGCAAACCGCUACAGCAGCAACAACAACAACCGAAACUGUGAACUCCAACGCGGAAAAUGUCGCACCGAAACCUACAACUUCCACAACGUAUUCGUUUCCAGGCAGCGCACUGGGCAGCGAUUCCACCGCGAAUAUAAACAGCAUUAAAACAGAGAGCAGCACUAGUGGUGAUGCUAAAAACAAGAACAACGAAGAGGAAAAAGUCGACGAUUCCAUGUACGAAUGUAAUAUUUGUCUCGAUACCGCUAAGGAUGCCGUCGUCAGUCUGUGCGGUCAUCUGUUUUGCUGGCCAUGUUUGCAUCAAUGGUUGGAGACACGCCCCAAUUGCAAAUUAUGCCCCGUUUGUAAAGCAGCAAUUGGCAAGGAUAAAGUAAUACCGCUAUACGGACGCAAUAGCACCAAGCAGGAGGAUCCCAGAAAUAAGGUGCCACCACGUCCCGCUGGUCAACGUACUGAACCCGAGCCACAACAAGGUUUCCAGGGUUUCGGUUUUGGUGAUGGUUUCCACAUGUCUUUCGGUAUUGGCGCUUUUCCAUUCGGCUAUUUCGCUUCGUCCUUCAAUUUUGGUGAACCUCGUGCAGCAGCCGCCAAUCGUGGCACAGUCCAAUAUGAAGAUGAACAGCAAUUAUCUAAAUUAUUCCUGUAUUUGGCUAUCUUGUGCAUUCUUUGGUUAUUGUUCGCAUAGCAAUACUAAAUCGAUUAUGCUUGCCUAACUAAAUAUAUACUUAUGCAAAGAGCCCCACUUUUUAAUUUGUUGCUCCGUGCUUGCGAUUAUUAAUAAGAAAUUCAAUUAUGUACAUGUGUGCAAUUGAUUAAUGAGACAUACAUACAUACAUACAAAAAAUUGCAAAUACUUUUAACACUGUGGAAUUAUAUAUUGUCGAAAGAGCGUGGUAGUAAUCUUAAUGAGUAAAAUUAUAAAAAAGUGAUAACUUCAAAAUAAAUGUAUGUAAUGAAUUCAAAACAAAAAACAAAUAGUGAAUUGUUUAAAAGCUUAUUCUUGAUAUGUAUAAACAAGUAUUUCGUAACAUAUAUUUCAUAUUGCUGAUUUCUGUGCGGGGAUAGCAUUGAUGUCGGCUAAAAUUCCUCUAUAUUAAAUUGAAAUAUUUUUUCGUUUUUUUUUCUUUUAUUCUUAUGUGAUGUUUACUUUAUAACAAAUUGUACCUAAAAUUCUGCGCUAACAUAUUUGUGAUUAAGCGUUAAGUCGUAGCAUGCCACUGAUUUUACUUUUCCGCGGUUGUUUGUUUAUUUCGAAAAUAAAAUCCUAUAAAUUUAUUAUAA